Elaeis guineensis (African oil palm) is the source of this 1240-nucleotide messenger RNA. Lineage: Eukaryota; Viridiplantae; Streptophyta; Magnoliopsida; Arecales; Arecaceae. The record is from RefSeq and is a predicted model, not a curated record.
CGCAUCCGCCCCGAGAACGCCAUUUCCGGCAAGAUUAGGGCUAGGGUUUUCGAGGAGAGAGCUCGAACGGGCUAAAGUUCUAUUAGGGUUUUUCCUACCUUACUCCAGCGAGAAGGUACUUCGCAAAUUAUCUUACGCCCCGGUGCAGUGUUCUUCUCCGAGUCUUCGUUGUUUCCACUCAUGGAGGAAAGUAAAGAGGAUGAAACCCUAGAAAGGGAUUCUCUUGAAACCGUAGAAAAGAAAGAGGAGGCAGGAGAGGACCUUCGAUCUCUCCUUCUGCCCGACAUAAAGGAUCUCCCUCCUAUUCCUCCUUCCGCUGUCGAAUCCAACUUCGUCCGAUACUUCGCCGCAGAUUUUAUGAAGCCUGGACAUGAUCAAUAUGUCUACCGCCAUGCCAAUGGGUUAUGUGUAAUUGGUUUGGCUCCUACUCAUGUUGCCUUGAGAGAGAAGGGUGGAGUUACAGCUGUGGAUUACAAUGUGGGCAAAUCGGACCGCAGUGAGAUGAAGGUCACCGGAAAGCGAAAAAGGAAUGCACAGCACUUUGAAUCCAAUUCAGCUCUGUGUAAAGUUUGUGCAAAUGGUACAUUCUAUGUUGUGAGGUGUUGUGUGAAAGGUUCCCUUUUGGAGGUCAAUGAUAGGCUAAUCAAGCAGCCUGACCUACUUAACUCAUCAGCUGAUAGAGAAGGAUACAUUGCUAUUAUCAUGCCAAAACCAGCAGAUUGGCUUAAGAUCAAGGAUUCAUUGUUGAGCCAUGAAGACUACAGGAAGUUGAGAGGUCUUUGAUUCUUUGCUGAUACGAUGAAAGGACUCUGGUCAGACAUGGAGGGAGGAGUUGGUGGCUGGAGGCAAUAGGAUUUAAGCAAGUUCUUGCAGUGGUUUAGAUUUUUUUCAUCAUCGAUUGCAAGCCAUGUCAACACUAGCCCAAGCACCAAGUAACACCAUCAUCAGUCACUGGUCGAUUAAGGCAUCGUUUACAUCUAAGGAUUCUGAUUAACAUGCAUCCACAUGGAGGGCCUGUCUAAUGAGGACAGCUGUGAUUCAUAGUUGUUACUCCCUUCAUCGAUCUAUUGCUCCAAAUUCACCCUUUCUGGGGUCUGUCAAUGUCGACGUUUUGUUUAUUUAUGGGUUAAAAUUCAUGUAUGCUGAAAGGCCAAUGGUGAUGGAAACCGGAGCUGACAUUAUGUUUUGAUAGAUUGGGUUUGCAAACUCACGAUUUAAAGCUAAUCCAUUUAUGAUCAAA